Messenger RNA from Hyla sarda, 1141 nucleotides. RefSeq names its product Yip1 domain family member 7 (gene YIPF7). Gene Ontology annotation, biological process: vesicle fusion with Golgi apparatus; endoplasmic reticulum to Golgi vesicle-mediated transport. The record is from RefSeq and is a predicted model, not a curated record. Gene Ontology annotation, cellular component: trans-Golgi network. The transcript is spliced from 6 exons. Bases 164 to 901 code for a protein of 245 amino acids. Lineage: Eukaryota; Metazoa; Chordata; Amphibia; Anura; Hylidae.
ACAUGAUCCUCCUGGCCGAAGGGCAUGUACUUCAACCAAAUAUAGCCAAGUAUAAAUAGCCCCCGGAUCCUCGGCCUCAUCCCCACUGAUAAACAACUGUUGUGUUUCUGUACACUUACAUUCAUUUAAGUUAAGGUAAGAAGCAGAAUAAGAAGCAGCACCAAUGGAUCAGUUUGAUUCCGAUUUUUAUCAGUCCGAUUAUGUAAUUGAAGACACUGAUCAAGGACUCUUUGUUACUGGGCAGGGCAGCAUGUAUGAGGACAAUAGAACAAGAACAGCAGAAUUUAUGCACUCUGGAAUGAUUUCCACUCCUCUGGAUCAAACAGGGUAUGUGUAUGAAGAACCAUCAUAUCCAUCGUACAAUUUCCAGACGAAUGGCGGUUUUGAUGAUGAACCGCCGUUGCUAGAAGAACUGGGUAUUAAUUUUGAUCACAUAUGGCAAAAGACGUUAACAGUCCUGAACCCAUGGAUGCCAGCAGAUGGCAGUAUUAUGAACGAAACUGACCUGGCAGGCCCUACAAUGUUCUGCUUUGCCCUUGGAUCCACACUCUUGCUGGCAGGAAAGAUUCAUUUUGGCUAUGUGUACACAAUGAGUAUACUUGGCUGCCUGGGAAUUCAUGCUUUAUUAAAUCUGAUGAGUAUCACAGGUGUCUCACAUGGAUGUGUUGCCAGUGUCUUGGGUUACUGCCUUCUGCCUAUGGUGAUUCUUUCUAGCGUUGCAAUAUUGUUUUCUUUACAGGGAAUCUUUGGUUCAGUCUUAGCUGCUGCCGUAAUUCUGUGGUGCAGUUUUUCAGCUUCAAAAAUAUUCAUCACUACCUUGGCAAUGGAAGGACAGCAGCUCCUGGUGGCAUAUCCUUGUGCUUUACUUUAUGGACUUUUUGCAUUGCUAACUGUGUUUUGAAAUAUGAAUUUUUCUUUGGAUCAAGAAACAACAAAACCUCAUCUCUUCUAACCCUUAUAUUUUCCAUUUUCUCAAUGCUCUGAGAUGCUACAUGAUAUGUAUAAUAAUCUGAUGGUGUUAUAGGCUGUAAUUGGAAGUGUGUCCUGUUCUUGUCUGUGAAACAAUAUUUGGGGGUUUAUGGUAUCAAAACUCUCACACUAAUUUUACACUCAUUACAAAAUAAUUAUAAAAAAGGACAAA